This is a messenger RNA of Conger conger (European conger), 1687 nucleotides long. RefSeq names its product dual specificity phosphatase 22a (gene dusp22a). NCBI's taxonomy places the organism in Eukaryota, Metazoa, Chordata, Actinopteri, Anguilliformes, Congridae. Gene Ontology annotation, cellular component: cytosol. Gene Ontology annotation, biological process: protein dephosphorylation; regulation of cell population proliferation; transforming growth factor beta receptor signaling pathway. The transcript is spliced from 7 exons. Bases 362 to 997 code for a protein of 211 amino acids. Gene Ontology annotation, molecular function: protein tyrosine/serine/threonine phosphatase activity. The record is from RefSeq and is a predicted model, not a curated record.
CACACCUAUCGCUGAUUGGUAAUCAAAUCAGAAUGCGGAAGAGGUUUGCGAUAAAUAAUGUUGCUAAAAGGUUACUCCGGUUACUAUUCCAAACGAUACUUUUUGCGUUUAACCCUUGAAGUCUGUGUGUCUACAAAGUAAUUUAACUGCACAUGUGAUUUAAUGCGCAUCGACUUGUGUUUGUCGUAGAGCGAUGUUGUUUUUUCAGCGCAACUUCCCAAACACACGCUGGAUGUAGCCCAAGUGCAUCCAGUUGUUGGUUGCUUUACUCCCGAUAUACGAAAAAUAUAAACUAGUGUACAAACUUAACGUAACAUCACAUUGAUCAUAUUGCUAGUUAGCUCCAUUGUCUUCCGAAGUCAUGGGGAACGGAAUGAAUAAGGUUGUUGAUGGUCUGUAUCUUGGAAAUAUAAGAGACUCUGAAAACAAAGACAGUUUGUCCAAAAAUGGGAUUACACACAUCUUAUCGGUGUACAACAAUGCCAACCCAGUGCUGGAGGACAAGACAUACCUUUGUAUACAUGCAGCCGAUUCUUCCAGCCAAAACCUGUCGCAGCAUUUCAAGGAGUGCAUCCGCUUCAUUCACGAGAGCCGCUUGAAUGGGGGAGGUUGCCUGGUGCACUGCCUGGCGGGUGUGUCGCGCAGCACCACGGUGGUGGUGGCGUACCUGAUGAGUGUCACCAGCUACGGCUGGGAGGAGUGCCUCUCCGCCGUCAAGGCUGUGCGCUCCUUCGUCGGGCCCAACUUCGGCUUCCAGCAGCAGCUGCAGGAGUUCCAGAUGACCCGGGUGUCCGAGUAUCGCGCUUGGCUGCGGGAGAGCUACGGCGGGGGCCCGCUGAAGGACCAGGAGCAGGUGGCCGAGCUUCUCCGGCAGUACGAGGAGCAGCAGCAGAAGGAGCGGCAGAGGAACGGGGAUCAGCGAUGGGCGAACCAGGCCAGCGGCGUGUACCCCCUGCCCUACAACGCGUACGGCUCCGGCUCCGGCAGCAGCAGCUGACGCGGCCGGAACCGAGCCCUGCUCCGGGGGGCCAGGGCUCCACCGGCCUCUCGGCCCUGGACGUCGCAGAGAGCUCUGGCCCUGGUUAGAAGCGUUUAGGAGAGCGCCCUUUACACACUACCGAUUCACAGGCCCACGCCGAAAUAUAACCGCCUGUUAUGUUUGGGUGCUUCCCCCGCCCGGAUGAUUAUUUUAAGUGAAGAGGCAGUGGAAACCUUUUCUCAUUCAGGGACUGGUUAACGCCACCACCACCACACCCUAACGCCAUUUUUGAACAACGGAUACAAAGCCAGAACUUGCAUGCUGUGCCCUGGGAGUAACCAGUGGUGACGGUCACUUCCGCAAACGAAAUGGCCUUUUCCACCUUCAGUGGGCUCCAAAGAGUAUUUCUAUUAAAGCCAUACAAUGUCCUCAGAAUAAUCUGCAUAAUGAAUAUAUACUUAUACACUAUAGAGUGGGUGAGCCAGCCUGUGCUUUAUGAAUCAUAGCCAUAGCAGCAUACAGUAUAGGAAAUGAAUUGUCAAACGCAUAUUUUACAUGUAAUGUUUCACGAUCGUUGAAAAAAAAAAAAGAAUACAGCUGGUACAAAUUCUCAAAUGUAUUAAAUAUUGUAUGUAUGGGACAUGUUUUAACACACAUUUACAUUUGUUUGAAAAAUAAUGACUGCUAAUAAAUGCUUAGUAUAAAACA